UCCACCUUCGUCCGCCUCCAGUCGAUCGAAUUUUUGUUCUUUCUUGCGUCGAGAAUCGACCGGACCCCGUUCUUGAUUCGUUCUCCGCCGCGAGAAAGCCGCCCCCACCAUGACCAAGAUCGACACCCUCCGUCGGUUCAUCCUCCCUUGCUUCGCCCCUCCCUUGGCCGCCCCGCCAACCGCCGCCGCCCCCGCCAAGAAGCGCAUAAGCACCUCGCUUAGAGACUAUAUUUAUGACGACCCCAGAGUUCAAGAACUCAAUCUUGACCUUGAUCGAGUUCGGAAGGGGAGCGACGAUGUGGAAGACGACGGACCCGUUUGGGACGCCGCCGGCUCGACGUCCCCGCUGGCCGUGGCGCCCCCGCGCCCCUCCAAGACCAUGGCGAUCGGCACCAUCUUCGGCCCGCGCCGCGGGCACGUGUGGUUCUGCGUGCAGCACGACCGCCUCUCCACGAAGCCCUCCCUCCUCCUCGAGCUCUCGAUCCCGACCCAGCAGCUGGUCAAGGAGAUGCAGUCGAGCGAGCUCGUCCGCAUCGCCCUCGAGUGCUCGGCCGACUCGGAGCCCGGGCUCGGCUCUUGCCCCCUGCGGUCCGUGCCCGUGUGGACCCUCUCCUGCGACGGGCGGAAGCUCGGCUUCGCGACGAGGAGGAAGGCGAGCGAGCAGAACCGGUCGAUGCUCAAGACGAUGCAGUCGAUGACGGUCGGCGCCGGCGUCAUACCAUCCGGGACCGGGUCCGCGCUCUCCGAGGAGAUCAUGUACAUGCGGGCGAAUUACGAGCACGUCGUGGGCAGCGCCGACUCGGAGUCCUUCCAUCUGAUCAACCCGGACGGCUGCCCCGGUCAAGAACUCAGCCUGUUCUUGCUCAGGACCCGAUAAAUUAUACAGGAGUUUCUGAGUUUCUUCCUAAGGUGCAGAUCGAAUCGACAUCUUUUGAAUCCCGACUUUGACAGAGCGCGAAUUCAAGAAUCUUCGUGCAAGUUGGCUUAGCCUAGUUCACUGAUUUAGAGAGAGAGAGAAGUUGAACACAGAUGUGAUCUGCUUUUAGAACUGAUGCUCAAGAAGUUCUUGGUCUCCAAGAAAGUAGAUCACUGAGAGGACAUGUAACUUUAUCUGGACGUGCCCUCUUUCUUUUUCUUCCUUAGGCUUUUGGUUUUGUUGAUGGGUAUACGUGGUAGGCUAGAAGGAGAAAAGCUUAUUCAAGAGCAAAGAGAAAGUUCCAUUUUUUCGACAGUCUUUUCGGUACUUUUCUGUAGUUUCCAGAUUGAUGCAGAGAUUCUUCUCGGGAUUCUUGUAAAACUUUGAACAGCGAGUGAAAUGAAAUACCAGAAGUCUUCUACAUUUGAGUUC
Messenger RNA from Eucalyptus grandis, 1348 nucleotides. Its product is annotated as protein MIZU-KUSSEI 1. Bases 110 to 877 code for a protein of 255 amino acids. The record is from RefSeq and is a predicted model, not a curated record. The transcript has a single exon. Lineage: Eukaryota; Viridiplantae; Streptophyta; Magnoliopsida; Myrtales; Myrtaceae. Gene Ontology annotation, biological process: hydrotropism.